AUGGAGAGUCGCUCGGACAGUAUAAAGGAUCCGAUUUAUUAUCCAUCGAUGCAGGAGGUCGCAGAGGGAAACGAAACGGUGGCGGAGACCGAAACCGAGAAAAGGAGCAGAAGUUCUGCUGGCAGCCAGGAACUUGGCUUGGAAGAGGGCAACGCGUUGAAAGUGCCGCGCAAAUUCAUCACGAACUGGCGACAAGCUUGUGAUCGUACACGCGACAGAACGAAAGAUUUAUUGAAGAGAUGGCGAGCCGUUUCGGCUAAUGUCGAUGAAAUCGUUAGUGAUCCAGCUUCCAAUAAAGAAUUGGAACAUCCCGGUUGGAGCGUGCAUGUUUGGACAACUUGGGUCAGUCGAUAUCCGAGCGACGAGAAUCUGAUCGCUAUAGAAGCGAAGAGGGGAGGAAAGUUGAAGGAUCUGGCGCCCAUUCAGCGCGACAAAUUUUCACAUUUUUUCACUUAUCUGUUGGACCACGACAGAGAUGGUUUUAUCAAUCGAAAAGAUUUCCGAAUGUUUUCAGAGCGACUCAGAAGAUUCGCGGACUGGUCGUGGAACGGGCCCGAAAACUUGCGACUGAUAGAGGCGGAGCAAGGACUCGCGGACUUGAUAUUUCAACAGAAGAAGCAAGAAGCUGACCGAGAAAAGAGCAUUAGCUUGGAAGAAUGGCUAUGUUGGUGGGCGCGUGUCGUCGCACCAGCCGGUGGCGCGUCUUACAACGAAAUUCCAUUUUGGUUGAAAAUCUUGCCACGGAUACUUUUCCUCGCUAUCAAUAGCGCCGUGAAUGGAGUGAUCUCGAAAAGAGAGCUUGGAUCGUUUUAUGGAUCAGUCGUCGGCCUCGAUUCUGAUAGGAUCUCCAAAUGUCUGGAUGUAGCAUAUAAUUCUCUGACCUCGAACGGGGACCAUCGCCUCGGUUGGCCACAGUAUCAGCUCGUAUUCGCCAACUUUUUAUUCGGUCGCGGCCCAUUCGGGCCAGGAGAACAUUUUUUCGGUAUUCCUGACUCCUGCUUGAUACGGGGCAAUAACGUGUCAUUCCCAAUUGAUUAUUCCGCGAUGAAUACGCCGAAAGAUAAAUUGGAAGUGUACAGGCCACAUUGCAGAAGUGCUCGGCGUAGCGUGGUAGUUUGAGGCAAGGUAAAAUAGAUAGAAGUGGUAAUGAAUACUAAGUACGGGCAAACAUCAGUGACUUGUCCCAAGGAUUAAUCAGACAUCGGUUAGAAAGCCAAUUUAUGUAAAAAUAUAUGAUUAUAUUCAGAGAAAUUGA
Molecule: messenger RNA, 1255 nt
Organism: Heterotrigona itama
Lineage: Eukaryota; Metazoa; Arthropoda; Insecta; Hymenoptera; Apidae
Source: the annotation of a GenBank genome assembly